UGCUGUCAGAGGGAGACGCUAAAGCGGCGGCUGGUCAGGGCACUAAAAACCCGCUAUGUACUGGACUAUUUUCGCUACACUGUGAACAAAUUGGCUUGUUUGUUAAAUGGAGGAACCCGCACCAUGCUGACAAUAGCUGUGCUUUACUGAACACUUCAUGUUUACGGACAGUGCGGCUCGAAAAGCUAACAUCUAGAAAUGCUAAAGUUAGCCAGCCUUAGCAAGCUGCUACAUUGAAAUUGAUCCGCGAAGACUGCCGUAGUGGAUGAAGAGAGAGAAUAACGCUGAAAUGGGUCAAAAAACUGCAAUGUAUCGACCAGCUUAACCGGCUUUUACAGCAGAUCUGUGUUGCAAUGAAUAUCGCCAGAGUUCAGCUCUGAGGGCUCAGAGACAUGAACUCCGUUUCCCCCAGCGCGGUGCAGUACGUAGGGGGAGUGAUGCAGGAUGAGCUGGUGGAGAGCCGGAGGCAGCAGCCGCUGGAGCGGCAGGGCAGCUUCGGUCUCCGGCCGUCACAGACUUCAGAUUCUAGCAAAGAGGCAACGGGAGAGCCGGACGAGAUGGACAAACUGAAGGCCAAACUGAUGUCAGCAUGGAACAACGUCAAAUAUGGUUGGACUGUCAAGUCUAAAACUUCCUUCAACAAGAUCUCACCAGUCACUGUCCUGGGACACUCUUAUCUGCUCAACAGUGAAGACGAGGUGGAGCGGUUUCGUCUGGCUUUUGUGUCCAGGAUUUGGCUGACCUACAGGAGGGAGUUCCCUCAGCUGGAGGGCUCCACCUGGACCACAGACUGUGGCUGGGGGUGCAUGCUGCGCAGUGGGCAGAUGCUGCUGGCACAGGGGCUCCUGGUCCAUUUGAUGCCCAGAGAUUGGGCUUGGCCAGAUGCACAGCAGUUUACCGAUGUGGACUUUGAGGUGUUUAGACCGCGGUCCCCAGCCCGAGCUGGAGGGGUCCCUAUCCCGUCUUUUGGUUCUCCACGAGGAUCCAACACCCCUGAAAAGUCCCUGACGAGUGAUCAGGCUCCCAGAUGCAGCCAGAGGAAGAGACCUGAGUCUGUAAGGGACAGGCAGGCAGAGCCCAUCCACCACAAGCUGCUCACCUGGUUCGGGGAUCAGCCCCCGGCACCUUUUGGGCUUCACCAGCUGGUGGAGAUUGGCAAAAGUUCAGGGAAGAAGGCCGGUGACUGGUAUGGCCCUUCUAUAGUGGCACACAUACUGCGGAAAGCAGUGGCCAGAACCUCUGUGCUCCACAACCUGGCUGUAUAUGUGGCUCAGGAUUGUACAGUGUACAAAGAGGAUGUGGUGCAUCUGUGUGACAUGUCAUUGAGCCAGACUCCCCCUGAUCCGUCCAGCCAGGCCUGGAAGUCUGUCAUCAUACUGGUGCCUGUACGUCUGGGAGGGGAGGCCCUCAACCCGUCCUACAUCGAAUGUGUCAAGAACAUCCUAAAGCUGGAUUGUUGUAUCGGAAUCAUUGGAGGCAAACCGAAGCAUUCACUGUACUUCGUUGGCUUCCAAGAUGAGCAGCUGCUGUAUUUGGACCCUCACUACUGCCAGCCUGUGGUGGAUGUCUCACAAGUCAACUUCUCACUGGAGUCGUUCCACUGUAGCUCUCCUAAGAAGAUGCCCUUCAACCGCAUGGAUCCCAGCUGCACCAUCGGCUUUUACGCCAAGAACAAGAAGGACUUUGAGUCUCUGUGUUCUGCUGUUAGUGUGGCUCUGUCAUCGUCGAAGGAGAAGUACCCCAUCUUUACCUUCGUAGAGGGCCGGGGUCAGGAUUACGGACUUGAGGGUCACAGCAGUAAUCACAGUGGACCUGCAGCCCAUAUCCUGCCCCCGGGCAAACUUGGCAGGAGUAACAACAGAAGAAACAGUGAUGAGUUUGUCUUCCUGUAAAGCUCUGAGCAGGAUGCUCUCUCAGCUCUCACCUGCAGGGGGCAGAACAGGACACCUCAUUUCCUUUCAAAGGGAAAGACAUGUCAAUGGUGCAGCUGCAAGGUGGACACAGCGCUUUUGUGCUUUAUCGUCUUAACUGGUCAACGAUAAAAAAAAAACCAAACUGUGUGGUUUCUGUCAUCACCUUUUGUGUGGAUGGAUAUUAUAAGCUAACAGGCAUUAUUGAGCACUGGACAGAGCAUUAUUUUAUUGGGCAAAGGCGUGAUUUAAGAAUCAGAUCAUUGUUAAAAUACAUCUCAAGUACUUGAAGUAUUCUUGAUUCACUUUUUCAGACACCUAAAAAAGCCUCAAAAUCCAGCAUGUAUGAGUGAAAUCAAGCGCUUUAAAGUACUCUAAGUACACUCAACUACUGCGUUUUUUUGUCCUGGUGUGAACUGGACAUGCUGACAGGGAUGAGGGGUCUACAUGAUAUUUGAUUAGCUCACUGGGCAGGUGCAGAGAAGCCUGAUAUUGUUCUUGACUUGUAUUAUAUACCAUCUGCUGAACAUCUCAGUUUUAAUUAUUAUCCUUUAGAUUUAUUUAUCAGGUUUCUGAGCGUGUGUUCGUGUGUUCGUGUGUGUGCGCACGCGAGUGUGGCAUUAGUGUAGUUUAUUUGUUUGUCUUAAAUAAGUGUACUGAUGUAUUUAGGAGUCUGUCGCAUUGAGUUUCACAGGGGUUUCAAAUUCUUCCAUGAGUAUCUUGAACAGAUGUAAAUUCAUUCUAGUGUUGCAGUCUGGCCCAAAUAGAUCAAAGAUAACCCAGUCCUUGAUCUCCCACGUGCUUUGGCGCUUCAUUAUUUAUCAUGAAGAAUAUUAAAAACACCGAAAUCUGCUCCUGCAGAGUUACUGAAGCCCCCAGGUGUGGAGGUGAAGAGAAAUUAUCCCUUUAGUUGGAGAUAGAUGUGUAUCUUUACCUGGUAAAUUAGCUUGCUCCAUGAAGUAGGAAUCUAAAGUUAUCUGGAUGUGUUUGCAAAGUUAAACCCAGAACAACUCUUUUUUAAACAUUUUUUUUAAAGUAAAGUUAAGGUCCUGGGUUUUACUUUGCAAAGUUACAGUCAAAAAGACCUUACAAAAUUGAGUUCUUGCCUUCAAGCUUUUGUUGCAAUGUCAUUUGUGUUUGUCCCUUUUUUACAUGACGGCUACUACUGCAAGUUGCACUACUACUGUCAUUUGGUUUGACGUCCUGAUUAAACUUCAAACACUGGAA
Molecule: messenger RNA, 3137 nt
Organism: Plectropomus leopardus (leopard coralgrouper)
Lineage: Eukaryota; Metazoa; Chordata; Actinopteri; Perciformes; Serranidae
Gene: atg4da
Product: autophagy related 4D, cysteine peptidase a
Biological process (GO): protein processing; aggrephagy; autophagosome assembly
Cellular component (GO): cytoplasm
Molecular function (GO): cysteine-type endopeptidase activity; protein-phosphatidylethanolamide deconjugating activity
Source: RefSeq, a predicted model, not a curated record